CUUAUAGCUAGGAGCCUAGGAACCGCACUGAAGCAAUCCCACUAUCACGGCCUCACUUCUCCCCCUGCCCCACGCAAGGCACCCAAGGCCUCCUCACCUCCCGCUCAAAAUUCCUCAACGCAUCGCGCGGAGCGCCGCCGUGCCUGAGCUCGCAUGAGGUGUGCCUCCCCGCGCCCGCAGCCAUGGGAGCUCAGCAGAGCGUCAACGCAGGGAAAGCCAAGGUGGAUAUGCAAGUCGACCUCACCCACAUGCUGUGCGAGGCGCUGCUGCUGCCGCCCCUCAGGAGCUCUAGCGUCGCGUUAUCACAAAUUGUUGGAAGGAUAUCACUCAAACACCCAAGCCUCUUUGGGAGAAGCGAGAAGUUGGAUGUUAUAUUGGAUAAGGGAAUCAAUGAUUCCAACGUUGUUGUUGCCUUUAGGCGCCCAAGGCCUGAGUGGUUGUCACAGCAAUCAUUUGUGAUUCAGCACUCAAUGACACCAGAAGUUGCAGUCCAUGGGUUCCCGGCUGAUAACUUCACACGAUCAGGGAGCAGAGGGAUAAACCUUAGCCGGCUGUCAUUUGGUUUGGAGCUUAAUGAACCAGCAACAUCAAACUGGACUUCUGGAACUAGUGUUAAGUUUGAGCAUAUCCGGCCUGUUAAUAAUCAGGGCCGCUCCAUUGCCAGAGACCAUGAUGGCUUUCCUCUGACCUGCAGUGGUAACCUCCAUGAUAACAUGAUCAUCUUGAAGCAAGAAUCUGGUUAUGCAGAUGUUAAUGAUAAUAGCUUCUUAAAAGUUAACUUCCAAAUGGAACAAGGAUUACCACUUGUACCAAAAUCACUGACCUUCAAUAGAGUUAAAUGUGCAGUUUCAAAAGGCAUUAAGUUGGGCCCAACAUUUUUGGUUACUAGUCUGACAGGUGGGUCCAUUGUGGGGGACAUGGCACCAUAUCAAGCUUUUGCCAUAGGUGGACUUGGUAGUGUCCGAGGCUAUGGUGAGGGUGCGGUUGGUUCUGGAAGACUAUGUCUAGUUGCUAACUGUGAAUAUACGAUUCCCUUGGCUAAACAUCUCGAGGGUUCUAUUUUCAUGGACUGUGGCAGUGACUUGGGAUCUGCUCGUCAUGUUCCUGGCAAUCCAGCUCUACGGCAGGGGAAACCAGGAUUUGGCAUUGGAUUUGGAUAUGGACUUCACUUCAACACGGACCUAGGUCAGAUCCGUGUCGACUAUGCUAUGAACGCAUUCAGUCGCAAAACCAUCUACUUUGGCAUCAACAGUAGUGGUGGCUCGUAGGUUAUGAGAAACAAACCUCUCUCACUUAACAUAGACUUGCAAUUCAAAUUGAUUCUUGACAUAGAAGGGGCUCCCCUGGUUUCUUUCUUGACGGUGUGUUCCGGACAUGCCAGCAGAAUCAUCUUAUUUCUAUAUGCUGGCAUUCAAAAGCUGUAUAGUUGAGAUGCACGAGAUGCAUGCCCCUUAUUAUUUAUUGUUACAUUUUUUUUUCUGGUCACACGCUGAACAAACGUGUGCCGAUAAGAUAUGUGUUGAACUGCUCCAAAGAUACUUUAAGUACAUUAUAACUUCA
Molecule: messenger RNA, 1560 nt
Organism: Panicum hallii
Lineage: Eukaryota; Viridiplantae; Streptophyta; Magnoliopsida; Poales; Poaceae
Product: outer envelope protein 80, chloroplastic
Exons: 11
Coding region: 183-1268 (361 amino acids)
Biological process (GO): embryo development ending in seed dormancy; chloroplast organization
Cellular component (GO): outer membrane
Source: RefSeq, a predicted model, not a curated record